Molecule: messenger RNA, 2221 nt
Organism: Piliocolobus tephrosceles (Ugandan red Colobus)
Lineage: Eukaryota; Metazoa; Chordata; Mammalia; Primates; Cercopithecidae
Gene: MTIF2
Product: mitochondrial translational initiation factor 2
Exons: 9
Coding region: 614-1627 (337 amino acids)
Biological process (GO): translational initiation
Cellular component (GO): cytoplasm
Molecular function (GO): translation initiation factor activity; GTP binding; GTPase activity
Source: RefSeq, a predicted model, not a curated record
ACCGACCGUUCUUCCGGGUCCGGAAGGUGAUCUCCACCCGUGCUCAGAAUCCAGGGGUCUGGGACUGUAGGUAGGAGUUAAGUGGGUAGGGUCGCUUAACCAGGGUUGUCAGGUGUGGGUGGUGUGUGUUGUUUCUCCUCACGUGUCAGUGGCACAAACCACGCGAACUCAUAAAUAUUGUGCGUUCGGAAGCCUUUCCAAGAUGCAUUUAAUCCCUGCGUAAGCCCACGUUAAGCAUUCACGAAGGCAUGUGCUCUGUUCUCUCGGAAGCGGCCGGCCGGCUUCCCCUCGUCGGGCGCCGCUGCGGGUGCAGGUCCUCAAGUCCCAGCCUCCCAUGGGCCCAAGGCCGUCUGGGCUCCAAUUUGAGGCGAAGCCACCCCAGUUUCCUAAUUUUUCUGCAGUGAUUUAUUUUUACCUUUCAGAGAUCCAGAAAAUGAGGCCCAUAGGAAACAAGUGACUUGCUGAGUCCAGAUAACACUAUCAGAGUGAGUGUCCAGGGGGUGAGAUGGGAAGAUGGAGAAAUGUUAAGAAUUGAAAGACAAUUCCAACUAGAUGAAGUAUGUGCAAAGUUUCAGAGAUGAGAUGACAAACCAUCAGAGAUUAUAGGAGAAACAUGAACCAGAAGCUACUGAAAUUGGAGAAUUUGCUACGAUUUCACACUAUUUAUAGGCAACUGCACAGUCUGUGUCAAAGAAGAGCAUUAAGACAGUGGAGGCAUGGGUUUUCAUCUGCUUACCCUGUGUGGACAGCUCAGCUGUAUGCCUGGCCCUGGCCAACAGAAAUGCUCACUGGGGCUGCUUUAUCUCAGUAUAGGCUUCUAGUAACAAAAAAGGAAGAAAGACCAUGGAAAUCUCAGUUAUCUUCAACAAAAUCUAAAAAGGUGGUAGAAGUAUGGAUUGGAAUGACUGUUGAGGAACUGGCCAGGGCAAUGGAAAAAAACACAGAUUAUAUAUAUGAAGCUUUAUUGAACACUGCUAUUGACAUAGAUUCACUGGAAGCAGACUCACAUUUAGAUGAAGUCUGGAUCAAGGAAGUGAUAAUGAAGGCAGGGAUGAAAUUAAAGUGGAGUAAAUUGAAACAGGACAAAGUCAAAAAAAAUAAAGAUGCUGUAAGAAGGCCCCAGGCAGAUCCAGCUUUAUUAACCCCCAGGUCCCCAGUUGUUACUAUAAUGGGCCAUGUUGAUCACGGGAAAACGACAUUACUUGACAAACUUCGAAAAACUCAAGUGGCAGCAAUGGAAGUUGGAGGCAUCACUCAGCACAUUGGUGCCUUUCUUGUCUCUCUGCCUUCUGGGGAAAAGAUAACUUUUCUUGAUACUCCAGGACAUGCUGCUUUCUCAGCAAUGAGAGCCAGAGGGGCUCAGGUCACUGACAUUGUCAUAUUGGUUGUAGCUGCAGAUGAUGGGGUGAUGAAACAAACUGUAGAAUCUAUUCAGCAUGCCAAAGAUGCACAAGUUCCUAUUGUCCUUGCCAUAAAUAAAUGUGACAAAACUGAGGCUGAUCCUGAAAGAGUGAAAAAAGAGCUGCUGGCUUAUGAUGUGGUAUGUGAAGAUUAUGGAGGUGAUGUUCAAGCAGUGCCUGUCUCUGCACUUACGGUAAAUGUGGGGACCUCAUAUGCAUAUGCCUGAAUGGGAAUGCUGUACACAAUGCACACAGUAUAUUACAUCUAAAGAACAUUUUGAUGUACAUAAUUUGUGUUGUUUUUAAGACAUUUUCUGGGUUUCAGGCAAAGGUGGUAUUAUCUUGGUUUGGCACAUUAGGAGUUAGGCUCAGAGAGGUCAGUCACCGGCUGAUCAGUGUGGAAUCAAGUCUAAAUGGAAUAUGUUUUUUAUUAUGAGAUACUUAGGAUGAGAAUAAAUGGGGAAUAAGGGAAAUAGUAGGAUAAAGAUGUGGUGCGAUCACAGCUCACUGCAGACUUAACCUCCAAAGCUCAAGUUGUCCUCCCACCUCAGCCUCUUGAGUAGUUUGGGUUAUAGGCAGGUGCCAUCCCAUGCCUAGCUAAUUUUUAAAAUUUUUUGUAGACAUAGGGUGUCACUGUGUUGCUUAGGCUGAUCUUGAACACCUGGCCUCAAGCCAUUGUCCCACUUUGGCCUUCCAAAGCACUGAGAUUACAAGUGUGAGCCACUAUGCCUGACCAAAGACUGUCUUAAGCAGAAAUGAAAUCCAGUUGUUAACAAAAAAGUGCUUGUGGCCGGGCGCGGUGGCUCAAGCCUGUAAUCCCA